AGCAGCAACAGCAGCAGCAGCAGCAGCAGCAACAGCAGCAGCAGCAGCAGCAUCUCCUUUCUCCUGGUCCAUACUUCAAACUGUACAAGAGUUUAUCAGGCCAUGGAUGCGGUGGCUGUGUAUCAUGGCAAAAUCAGCCGGGAAACAGGGGAAAAGCUCCUACUUGCCACUGGUCUGGAUGGCAGCUAUUUGCUGAGGGACAGUGAGAGUGUCCCAGGCGCAUACUGCCUAUGUGUACUGUAUCAAGGUUACAUUUAUACAUACCGAGUGUCCCAGACAGAAACAGGUUCUUGGAGUGCUGAGACAGCACCUGGGGUUCAUAAAAGAUUUUUCCGGAAAAUAAAAAAUCUCAUUUCAGCAUUUCAGAAGCCAAAUCAAGGUAUUGUAAUACCUCUACAGUAUCCAGUGGAGAAGUCCUCAGCUAGAAGUACACAAGGUACUACAGGGAGAAGAGAAGAUCCUGAUGUCUUCCUGAAAGCGCCAUGAAGAAAAAUAAAAGACCUUGUACUUUAUUUUCAAUAAUUUAAAUAUAUGCUAAGUCUUAUAUAUUGUAGAUAAUACAGUUCAGUGAGCUACAAAUGCAUUUCUAAAACCAUUAUAGUCCUGUAAUGGAAGCAUAUAACAUGAUGUUAAAGCUGAAAUGAACUUUAUGGAUAAUGAGGAGCUUCAAAAUGAGGAUUGGGAAAAAGUAAUUCCACUGGUUAUUUUUAGUUAUAUUUAUGAAUGGGAAACAAUUUAAACCUUAUGACACUUUAUAAAAGAUUAAUGUUAAUUCUUACCAAAUAUAAAUAAAAACAAUUCUCAGUUUUUCUCAAAAACACCAUUUCUAGCGAAAUAUUAUUUGAUAACUACUGAUUUUUUUUCUUUUUCUUUUCUUUUUUUGAGAGAGAGAGAGGAAGGGAGAGGGAGAGAGAGACAGAAACAUUGAUGAGAGAAAA
Molecule: messenger RNA, 938 nt
Organism: Molossus molossus (Pallas's mastiff bat)
Lineage: Eukaryota; Metazoa; Chordata; Mammalia; Chiroptera; Molossidae
Gene: SH2D1A
Product: SH2 domain containing 1A
Exons: 4
Coding region: 103-486 (127 amino acids)
Biological process (GO): cellular defense response; cell-cell signaling
Cellular component (GO): cytoplasm
Source: RefSeq, a predicted model, not a curated record